Molecule: messenger RNA, 1521 nt
Organism: Blastomyces dermatitidis ER-3
Lineage: Eukaryota; Fungi; Ascomycota; Eurotiomycetes; Onygenales; Ajellomycetaceae
Product: xaa-Pro dipeptidase
Exons: 3
Coding region: 1-1521 (506 amino acids)
Molecular function (GO): manganese ion binding; metalloaminopeptidase activity
Source: RefSeq, a predicted model, not a curated record
AUGAUCUCCGCCAUAGAACCCAAAAAUCUACUCCGGCCCCAUAGCCAGCCCGUUGUUACGACCAGCACGUUACAGCCUGAUGACGAAUGCAACAUCGAGCUCAGGAUUGAAGACACAACCGUUGACAAGUAUCCUGCAAAACAACAUGCACGAAGGGUUGCUGCUGAAAUCCACAGGGACAGGGGGCUUGUUUAUCUAAUGGGCCAGAAAUCUACAUUAUACGAAGACUCCGACCAGGAAAGGACGUUUCGACAACGGCGCUACUUUUUUUAUAUGUCGGGUGUAGAUGAGCCAGAUUGCGAUCUCACUUAUGAUAUAAACGCCGAUAAAUUGACUUUAUAUGUCCCCGACUUUGAUUUGAAACGGACCAUCUGGAUGGGACCGACCCUUGGGCGAGAAGAAGCGUUACAAAGAUUUGAUAUCGACGAGGUUAAAUACCAAUCCUCUCUGGAUGAAGAUGUUAAGCAAUGGGCUCAGAACCAGGGCCGUGGCUCCACACUGUACCUUCUUCACGAAUCACAAAAGCCUGCAGAGAAGGUUCCCAAUGUCUUCAUCGAUAGCAAAACGCUCAAACAUGCUAUGGACACAUCUCGAGCUAUAAAAGAUGAGCAUGAGAUUGGGCUCAUCCGGCGUGCUAAUGAAGUAUCUGCGGCUGCUCAUAUAGAUGUUCUCCGCGGAAUAAGGAAAAUGAGCAAUGAGCGUGACAUAGAGGCUAGUUUUUUGAAUACGAGCGUUUCGCUAGGAGCGCAUAAGCAGGCGUACCACAUAAUUGCCGCGUCUGGCUCGAAUGCGGCUACGCUUCAUUACUCGAAGAAUAACGAACCCCUCAAGGGCCGCCAGUUUGUCUGUCUCGAUGCUGGCGCUGAGUGGAACUGUUACGCAAGCGAUGUGACGCGUACCUUCCCAAUGACUAGUCAAUGGCCAAGCGCUGAAGCCAAACAUAUAUACAAAUUGGUUGAGCAUAUGCAAGAAAGCUGCAUCGUACGCGUCAAAGAGGGGGUCAGAUAUCUAGACCUUCACAUCCUAGCGCACCGCAGUCUUAUUCGAGGAUUCCUUACCCUUGGUAUAUUUAAGGGCGGCACGCUUGAAGAGAUCCAGAAUUCUGGUGCAUCCAACCUCUUUUUCCCCCAUGGUCUUGGACAUCAUAUUGGUCUUGAAGUGCACGAUGUUUCGCCGGAAUCCAUAAUGGCACAAGAUAACGGUGAUUAUUCCGACAAUGUGUUGAUUUCACCUAACAACCUAUCGCCGUGCACCACAUCAUCGCCGACUUUAAAAUCCGGAAUGGUAGUUACAAUCGAGCCGGGGAUCUACUUUUCUCAGAUCGCUCUGGACAACGCGAAACCGGAACAACUCAAGUAUGUCGAUUUGGAGCUCGUCAAAACUUAUAUGCCGGUCGGAGGUGUGCGGAUUGAAGACGACAUUUUGGUGACAAAGACAGGUUAUGAAAAUUUGACGACGGCUCCAAAAGGAGAUGGCAUGUUAGAGAUUAUUCGACAGGGAGAUGGCUCAUGCAACAUAUAG